Molecule: messenger RNA, 2219 nt
Organism: Daphnia carinata
Lineage: Eukaryota; Metazoa; Arthropoda; Branchiopoda; Diplostraca; Daphniidae
Exons: 11
Coding region: 70-2091 (673 amino acids)
Source: RefSeq, a predicted model, not a curated record
CGGAUACUUGUUCACUAACAUUUAGGAGGUUAGAAGUAUAUAGUUCAAAGUGAACUGGUUAACAGAGACAUGGGCAAAGUGGUGGACGUUCUUAAAGCUAUUUUGACACGUCUGAUUUUCGCCGGACACGGAUUUAUAGCAAUAUGGAGAGUUACAACCAUUAAGUUGGAUCCUGCCUAUUGGUACCUGUCAAUCUCACUUCUGGUACUAGCCUUUGAGGGAAUAUUUACACUGACUAUCAAAGCUAACCAAGAAUGGAGGUGGUUUUGCCCGAGUGUUUUUCUUUAUUUGUCGAGUGUCGUGCCGUCGAUAUGGCUGCUGGAAUUUGAUAAAUUGGAUAGGAGGCUUGAGGAACGAGAAGGUCCCAACAUAUCGCUCUCCGCCCUGAACACGACAGAAGAACUGUCCGAGAUUGGAGGCGUCAAAAUCCCAUUGACGCUUUCAGCAGAGAGAUGGGCCACUGUUAUCCAACAGCUUCUGAUGCUCAUUCUCAUCAUUGGUCGAUGGUUAUUACCCAAAGGUGACCUAACUAGGGAUCAACUAUCUCAGCUGCUGCUAGUUUAUAUCGGCACUGCUGCUGACAUCAUUGAAUUUUUCGACUCUUUCAAGGAUGACAAGGUGGCCAGCAAUCGUGUAUUAUGCAUCAUCAUCUUGGCAAUCUGGUCGUGGAGUUUGCUUCAAUUCACAAUGGUGUUGACGGCCAGUCCGACUAAGAGCAAGAAAAGCAAAUUGCGCGUGAAAGAGAAGAAGCCCAAUUGUUGUCACACGGCCAAAAAUGUGUGCUGUUCAGUCGACGUCUGGUCUAUCCUUAUCAACAUAAUCCUGCAGGAUGCUCCAUUCUUUAUCUUUCGAUUGCUACUCAUUCUGCACUACAAAAUUAUCAGCGAGACCAACAUUUUCUUUACGUGCAAGAACACGUUGGUCAUUACUCUCCAGUUCUAUCGGCUCAUUGUCGUUCAAGCCGAAAAGCGUAAAGGAUUUAAGUCGAGUAAGCAAGGAGACACGGUGAUAGGAAAAAAUCAAAUCAUGUCCAGCAAUUCCAGUAAGAAACGAGGCACGUCUCCUGGAAGCGGCGCUGGUGGCAUGGAGUCCAGUAGAAACUUACGUGCCACUAAAAUCGUUAAAGUGACACCUGGUCCGGCAAGUGUCAGAGGCAAAUCGCCUAAAUCACCGAAACGGGCGGUGGCGAAAUUGGUGCGCACGGCAUCAGAAGACGAUGGAGCGGCUGUCUAUCCAGCGCAUAGUUCCGCCUUCCUGUUGCACACGGAAAAUGAAACAUCAUGGAGACAAUAUUCACGGGGAAGAAGAAGAUCUUUGUCUACUGGCGAUCUCAGUGUCACGGCCGAAAUGUCGGUUGAAAUCGAUUCUAGUCCCGACAGAUCAACGUGUUUCAGUGCCGAUUUAGGAGCAGGUUGUGAUGCCGAGGGAGGUGAUCUCAUCGAAUCUGAUUUUGAAGCUGAGAGGCUCAGCAAUCUGGAAGAAGAAGAUAACGAUAAUGAAGAGGCUCAUGAUGACGUAGAAUCGCAAAGCUCUGCGGAAUUAGAAUAUUCCAGAGAGAAAGAUGCUGGAAAACGUAGAGCAAACAACCGGUAUGGUGUGGUGGAUGAAGUGAGAUCGAAUCCAUCGUCAAGGCCAAGAGCAGGUGCCAGUCAAACGCGGCCAGUGCCCAUGCCCCGCAAGACGGCCGGAGUUGUACCGCAGCCGUCCAAUAGAUCACCAACCAAUCGCUCAGUGUCCAGCCGUUGUUCAACUAGUCAAUCGAAAGAAAAGAAACGCACAACACGUCAGGACACUGGUUAUUCCACGGGCUCAUCUGCAUCCACUCGUGAAUCGCAAGGCAACGGAAAGCGAAUUCCAGGACGUGCGAUGACGCCCAGUCGAGAAGGCCGUGAACGUGAUAGUCGAAGAGGGGCCGUUGCAGCAACACGACCGAGAGAUUUAGGACGGCCGAUACCAGGCUCUUCAAGAGGAUCUAAUCUUCAAGAACUUCACGAACUUUACGAGCUGGGCAGCCCAACGCGUGUCAGUCGAAGUUCCACUAAAUCCAACCGGCCCAGCCGCAAAUCGAACAGUGGGAGUAACGGCAGGUAGACGCGAGCCGUCGCUGGACUACGACGGCAGUUUAGCUGAUGAAGAUGGAGUGGAUGAAUUCCAAUCGGAAGGCGCUGCGAGGCAGACAUGACGCCGUUGGUUCGCCAUCAUGGUUCUCAUGCUUGUUU